GCCCGGCUGCGGGCUGGGUUGGGGCCGGGCGGGCGGCCGGGGCUUUCCUGCCCGUCUCUGGGGUUUCCUGAGCGGGAGGGAGGCACUUCUCUGUCGCGCGUCGAGAGAAAGAGGAGCGGACGCGUUCCUGUAGCUGCUUAUUUUUAAUACCACGGGGGAGCGAUUCGUCUCUCGUAAAGCCUGCGCUGGCUUGGGAGCACCGGAGCCAGCUCCCGGCUGAGGCUUGUUGCGGUGCUGGCUGUGCUGCGGCCUCGUGGGGCUGCGAUGGAGCCGGAGAACGCGGGAGGAGAGCUGAAGGACGGGCAGCACCACUACGAGGGAGCUGUCGUCAUCCUGGACGCGGGCGCCCAGUACGGGAAAGUCAUCGACCGCCGGGUGCGCGAGCUCUUCGUCCAGUCCGAGAUCUUCCCCCUGGAGACGCCCGCCUUCGCCAUCAGGGAGCAGGGCUUUCGAGCUAUCAUCAUAUCUGGAGGACCAAACUCUGUGUAUGCUGAAGAUGCACCGUGGUUCGACCCGGCAAUAUUUACAAUAGGAAAACCAGUUCUUGGGAUCUGCUAUGGCAUGCAGAUGAUGAAUAAGGUGUUUGGAGGAACGGUGCACAAGAAGAGCGUUAGAGAAGACGGAGUGUUCAACAUUACUCUGGAUAACACGUGUUCACUGUUCAGGGGCCUUCAAAAGGAAGAACUUGUGCUCCUCACUCAUGGAGACAGUGUGGAUAAGGUAGCUGAUGGAUUCAAAGUGGUUGCACAGUCUGGGAACAUUAUAGCAGGUAUAGCAAAUGAAUCUAAAAAACUGUAUGGAGCACAGUUCCACCCUGAAGUUAGCCUUACAGUGAAUGGAAAAAUGAUCCUGAAGAAUUUUCUUUACGAUAUUGCGGGAUGCAGCGGAACCUUUACGGUGGAAAACAGAGAACUUCAGUGCAUUCAAAAUAUCAAAGAGAAAGUGGGCUCAUCAAAAGUUCUGGUUUUACUCAGUGGUGGUGUGGACUCAACUGUGUGCACUGCUCUCCUGAAUCGUGCUUUGAACCGGGAUCAGGUGAUAGCUGUACAUAUAGAUAAUGGAUUUAUGCGCAAGAGAGAGAGCCAGUCUGUGGAGGAGGCGCUGAAAAAGCUUGGGAUUCAGGUUAAAGUGGUGAACGCAGCUCAUUCUUUCUAUAACGGUACAACAACUUUGCCAAUCUCCGAUGAAGACAGAACUCCACGUAAAAGAAUUAGCAAGACCCUAAAUAUGACUACAAGUCCUGAAGAAAAGAGAAAGAUUAUUGGUGACACGUUUGUUAAGAUUGCCAAUGAAGUUAUUGGAGAAAUGAAUCUGAAACCUGAAGAGGUUUUUCUUGCUCAGGGUACCCUCAGACCUGAUCUCAUUGAAAGCGCUUCCCUUGUUGCGAGUGGCAAAGCUGAAGUAAUCAAAACUCAUCAUAAUGACACAGAGCUGAUUCGAAAGUUAAGAGAAGAGGGUAAGGUUAUAGAACCACUGAAAGACUUUCACAAAGAUGAAGUUCGAGUGCUAGGAAGAGAACUUGGACUUCCUGAAGAGCUGGUCUCAAGGCAUCCCUUCCCAGGUCCUGGUCUGGCAAUCAGAGUGAUAUGUGCUGAGGAACCUUAUGUGUGCAAAGAUUUUCCUGAAACAAACAACAUUUUGAAAAUAGUUGCAGAUUUUUCUGCAAGUGUUAAGAAGCCACAUACUUUGUUGCAAAGGGUGAAAGCGUGUACGACUGAAGAAGACCAGGAGAAACUGAUGCAGAUUACAAGCCUACAUUCACUGAAUGCCUUCUUGUUACCCAUCAAAACUGUGGGAGUGCAGGGUGACUGCCGCUCGUACAGCUAUGUUUGUGGGAUCUCCAGUAAAGAUGCUCCACACUGGGAGUCUCUCAUGUUUCUUGCCAGGCUCAUACCGCGCAUGUGCCACAACAUCAACAGGGUUGUGUAUGUGUUUGGUCCACCAGUCAAAGAGCCUCCCACCGAUGUCACGCCCACGUUCCUGACAACAGGAGUCCUCAGCACUUUACGUCAAGCUGAUUUUGAGGCUCACAACAUUCUCAGGGAGUCUGGUUACGCCGGAAAAAUUAGCCAGAUGCCAAUAAUACUGACACCAUUGCAUUUUGAUCGGGACCCGCUGCAGAAACAGCCUUCCUGCCAGAGAUCUGUGGUAAUUCGGACGUUUAUUACUAGCGACUUCAUGACUGGGAUUGCAGCAACUCCUGGUAAUGAGGUUCCAGAAGAGGUUGUAUUAAAAAUGGUGGCAGAGAUAAAGAAGAUUCCUGGCAUUUCUCGGGUGAUGUAUGACUUGACAUCAAAGCCACCAGGAACUACGGAGUGGGAGUAAAUAACUUUUUUUUUUAUUCAAGUACUGUGUGCAGUCUAAAUCAUAUCAGAAACCAUUCCCAGUGUUGACAUGCAGUACUGUGAAAGAGUGACUGGAGCUGCUACAUCCCAUCUGACUCCUCUCCUGGAGCGCAGAGCGGCGGUUACGAGCUGUGCAGGGAUAACAGAGCGGGGCUGAGGAUUUGUACGGGUAAAUGAUGGCGGCGGCGUUGCCUGUGCGCAGACAGAUUCCUAUUGCUUUGGCCUUUGUCUUACUGAUUCUUCCCGUUUCCACGUGUUCCCAUUGUUAACUGUCAUUUCAACGCGUCUUUGGUUUUGUACACUGUGUAAAAAGAGACGGCUUAUUUACUUCUACCAAAAGCAUUGUUACAGCCUAAAAAUGUAAAAUGAAUUCUUUGUGACCAACUGCUUUUGAACAAAUUUAUUAUAAAUAAAUAUUUUGCCAAAUGGA
Molecule: messenger RNA, 2775 nt
Organism: Numida meleagris (helmeted guineafowl)
Lineage: Eukaryota; Metazoa; Chordata; Aves; Galliformes; Numididae
Gene: GMPS
Product: guanine monophosphate synthase
Exons: 16
Coding region: 265-2325 (686 amino acids)
Biological process (GO): GMP biosynthetic process
Cellular component (GO): cytosol
Molecular function (GO): GMP synthase (glutamine-hydrolyzing) activity; ATP binding; GMP synthase activity
Source: RefSeq, a predicted model, not a curated record